Trypanosoma grayi is the source of this 1119-nucleotide messenger RNA. RefSeq lists its product as hypothetical. The transcript has a single exon. Lineage: Eukaryota; Euglenozoa; Kinetoplastea; Trypanosomatida; Trypanosomatidae. The coding region runs from base 1 to 1119 and encodes 372 amino acids. The record is from RefSeq and is a predicted model, not a curated record.
AUGGCUGCCACUAAUGAGGGAGGGAGCAAGAGGGUCUCCUUUGCCUACGCCCUUGUGACGGCUUCGUGGGCAGCCAGUGCUGGCCCCAGUAGUAGCCACACCGACAAGUCCGCGAGGCCGUCGGAUGCGCUGCCGCCCAGCCACCGCUCUUUCAUGCAUCAUACCGUUGACUCGCUAAACCUGGAGCUCGAGCUACCGUUCGUUUCACGCUACCGUGUGGUGCAUUACUUGUGGCAGCAGUGCUACCGCGUCGCGGUGGGCAGCGAGGACGACGGUGACACACUUCUGCCGCCCCGCCCCCCUAAUCUUGUGGCGUCGGUGAGCGAUGACGCACGCAGCGCUUCCGACGCCAAGAUGAAAGCCAACCGAUGUGGGUUCAUUUCCUCAACGUCACUGCGGGCGAUGGACGGCAUUAGCCUGCACCGCCUCACGACACUGGCAGAGUGCGCUCUUGUGCUGCAUCCCUAUUCGCAGCGGCUGGACCGAGUGACGCGGCCCAUCCUUGCCUUCCUGCAGCGCACCUGCACGCUGCAGCUUAGUCGGCGGCAGAAUAACAUCAUCGGGCUACUGCCGAAACUUAUGGAGAUUCUCAUCCUCCUGUGUCACUGCCUUGAGCGUGGUGCGCAGCUUCAAGAAGAGGAGGCAAACCGUCGCCGUCACAACAGCAGCACGAGUGGCAGAAGCGGCAGUAUGCAUGCACCUUCAUCUUCAUCGUCUUCGCUGGUGCCGCUGUUGCUGGUGCACGAUUCGCCAAAUGACGAGUAUCGACGUGUCAAACCGGUGGGUUUGGUCAAUAGGUGUGGGUGGUGGCUGAGCCGCCUCCUGAAGGGUGCGAAUCCCCGCCCCCAGCGCCUCUUCGCUCAUGUGAAAGAGUUGCUGCUUCAGCCGGGGCCCAUCUGCGCAGUGAAGGCCAUGUACCUGCAGUUCAUUGCCCACCGCUUCUUCCCGCAGUUCCCGCGUGUUCAACGCACGCCUGGCGCAACGUGGAGGGUUGUUGAUGCAGCACUUCUGCAGCAACACCUCUCGCAAACGGGCACAGCUAAGAAACGUUUGUCGAAGGAACCGGUGGAUUAUGAUACUGAGGCAGACGCCAGAUGUUUUUCUUUUAAUAACGGGUAA